CAUUUUUAGAGGAUCCAUGAGAGUCCCACAAGUGUCCUGUGAAACUUUAUUUAACCUCUCACUCUCACUGGAGCGGAGUUGACCGCAUCUACACAGAGGACCAGCGAGCGGGCGACGUCUGCCUCAAGAUGAGCUGUCAACGAGUCCUCACCUACCUGCGGAUAUUUGGGACGACAAUGUUUGGUGUUUCACUCCUGGUGGGCAUCUCCACAGCUUACAUCAUGGGCUACCAGUUCUUCACCACAGCCCACAAUCAUCUGUCCUUUGGACUGUAUGGAGCUAUCUUGGUUGUUCAUCUUAUCAUCCAAAGUCUCUUUGCACUCUUAGAACAUCGAAAUAUGAAGCGGUCUUUAGAGACACCAAUCAAACUGAAUAAAUCUUUAGCACUAUGCAUUGCAGCUUAUCAAGAGGACCCAAACUACCUGAGGAAAUGCCUGGUGUCAGUAAAGAGGCUGACCUACCCUGGAAUAAAAGUCAUCUUGGUCGUGGAUGGGAACUCAGAUGAUGACUUGUAUAUGAUGGAAAUUUUUAAAGAAAUCAUGGGAAGGGACAAGGUCGCUACAUAUGUGUGGAGGAGUAACUUUCACAGCAGAGGACCAGAAGAGACAGAGGAGAGCUAUGCUGAGGGCCUUCAGCAAGUCUCUGGACUGGUCCUAAACAACAAGUGCGUUUGUAUCAUGCAAAAAUGGGGAGGCAAGAGAGAAGUCAUGUACACAGCCUUUAAAGCGCUGGGAAGGAGUGUUGACUAUGUCCAGGUGUGCGACUCAGACACCAUGCUGGAUCCAGCAUCAUCAGUGGAGAUGGUAAAGGUUCUUGAAGAGGACUCUAUGGUGGGUGGUGUUGGAGGCGAUGUGCAGAUUCUGAACAAAUAUGAGUCAUGGAUCUCCUUCCUGAGUAGUGUCCGCUACUGGAUGGCAUUCAACAUUGAACGGGCUUGCCAGUCAUACUUUGGCUGUGUGCAGUGCAUCAGUGGACCUUUGGGAAUGUACCGAAAUUCACUUCUGCAUGAAUUUCUUGAAGACUGGUACAAUCAGACUUUCAUGGGAUCCCACUGCAGUUUUGGGGAUGACCGCCAUCUAACGAACAGAGUUCUGAGUCUUGGGUAUGCAACCAAGUACACUGCACGGUCCAAGUGUCUGACAGAGACACCAAUUACAUAUUUGCGCUGGCUCAAUCAGCAAACUAGAUGGAGUAAGUCGUAUUUCCGGGAAUGGCUCUACAACUCCAUGUGGUUCCACAAACAUCAUCUUUGGAUGACCUAUGAGGCUGUGAUUACCGGGUUCUUCCCAUUUUUUCUCAUCGCCACUGCGAUCCAACUCUUCUACCAAGGAAGACUUUGGAAUAUUUUGUUGUUUCUUCUGAUUGUGCAGGCAGUGGCACUGAUCAAGUCGACAUUUGCCAGCUGCCUCAGAGGCAACAUUGUCAUGGUCUUUAUGUCCUUUUAUUCUGUACUUUACAUGUCAAGCCUGUUGCCAGCUAAAAUGUUUGCAAUAGCAACAAUCAACAAAUCUGGAUGGGGGACCUCUGGAAGGAAAACAAUUGUGGUGAACUUCAUUGGUCUAAUCCCAAUUUCAGUUUGGUUUACCAUCCUGUUCAUCGGGAUCAUCUACACUACAAUUAUGCAGACUAAAAAACCCUUUCCAGAAUCAGAAAUGCUCAUUUUGAUCAUCGGGGCGGUCGUUUAUGCCAGUUAUUGGGUGAUAUUAUUGACUUUAUAUGGAGUUCUCAUCAACAAAUGUGGUAAAAGAAAGAAGGAACACUAUGACAUGGUGCUGGACGUUUGA
Molecule: messenger RNA, 1784 nt
Organism: Corythoichthys intestinalis (scribbled pipefish)
Lineage: Eukaryota; Metazoa; Chordata; Actinopteri; Syngnathiformes; Syngnathidae
Gene: has2
Product: hyaluronan synthase 2
Exons: 4
Coding region: 129-1784 (551 amino acids)
Biological process (GO): extracellular matrix assembly; hyaluronan biosynthetic process
Cellular component (GO): plasma membrane
Molecular function (GO): hyaluronan synthase activity
Source: RefSeq, a predicted model, not a curated record